This is a messenger RNA of Phacochoerus africanus (Common warthog), 954 nucleotides long. Its product is annotated as olfactory receptor 52M1. The coding region runs from base 1 to 954 and encodes 317 amino acids. Gene Ontology annotation, cellular component: membrane. The record is from RefSeq and is a predicted model, not a curated record. The transcript has a single exon. NCBI's taxonomy places the organism in Eukaryota, Metazoa, Chordata, Mammalia, Artiodactyla, Suidae. Gene Ontology annotation, biological process: G protein-coupled receptor signaling pathway. Gene Ontology annotation, molecular function: olfactory receptor activity; G protein-coupled receptor activity.
AUGCUCACUUUUCAUAAUGUCUGCUCAGAACCCAGCUCCUUCCAGCUCACUGGCAUCCCGGGACUGGAGUCCCUGCACAUCUGGCUCUCCAUCCCCUUUGGCUCCAUGUACCUGGUGGCCGUGGUGGGGAAUGUCACCAUUCUGGCUGUGGUAAGAGUGGAGCGUAGCCUGCACCAGCCCAUGUACUUCUUCCUGUGCAUGUUGGCCGUCAUUGACCUGGUUCUGUCCACUUCCACCAUGCCCAAACUGCUGGGGAUCUUCUGGUUUGGUGCUGGCGACAUUGGCUUGGACGCCUGCUUGGCUCAAAUGUUCCUCAUCCACUGCUUUGCCACGGUUGAGUCAGGCAUCUUCCUUGCCAUGGCUUUUGACCGCUACAUAGCCAUCUGUGACCCACUACGUCAUACAACGGUGCUCGCUCAUACUGUGGUGGGACGUUUGGGGCUAGCUGCCCUUUUCCGGGGUGUUCUCUACAUUGGACCCCUGCCUCUGAUGAUCCGCCUGCGGCUACCUCUUUACAAAGCCCGAGUCAUCGCCCACUCUUACUGUGAGCACAUGGCUGUGGUCACCUUGGCCUGUGGUGACAGCAGGGUCAACAAUAUCUAUGGGCUGGGCAUUGGCUUUCUGGUCUUGAUCCUAGACUCAGUGGCCAUUGCUGCCUCCUAUGUGAUGAUUGGCAGGGCUGUUAUGGGGCUGACUACUCCCGAGGCCAGGCUUAAGACGCUGGGGACCUGUGGUUCUCACAUCUGUGCUAUCCUGAUCUUCUAUGUUCCCAUUGCUGUUUCUUCCCUCAUUCACCGAUUUGGUCGCCAGGUGCCUCCUCCCAUCCACACCUUGCUGGCCAACUUCUACCUCCUCAUUCCUCCAAUCCUCAAUCCCAUUGUCUAUGCUGUUCGCACUAAGCAGAUCCGACAGAGAAUUCUCCAGAUCCUGAAGAUAGGAACCAAGAUCAGAUGA